Molecule: messenger RNA, 1107 nt
Organism: Jaminaea rosea
Lineage: Eukaryota; Fungi; Basidiomycota; Exobasidiomycetes; Microstromatales
Exons: 1
Coding region: 1-1107 (368 amino acids)
Source: RefSeq, a predicted model, not a curated record
AUGCUGCCUCUGCCGAGCUCGAUCUUCGGUCCAACGCCUCUAGUGCAAGACCUCGACUCCCCCUCCAACUUCUCGACGAAGCUGCGCCUCCAGCAUUCCUCUCCCACCACCUCGUCCUCCUCAGCCCCGCAAGGACGUCUCUACGAAGUCGUCGAGCUCGGGCACUGGCGCACUCCUUCUCUCCUGAUCACCUCACAUGGCCAAAAGGAGGAUGCAAAGGCACUCAUGUCCUCAACGGCAGAUUGGGCAAAAUGGCAUCAAAGCAAAUGGACAACCCUACGCGUCUGGCCGGGCUUGGAUGCACGAGGGGCUCGAGAUGCUUGUCGUCGUUCUGUGAAAAAGUUGAAGGUGGCUUCAUCCAGCUCUUCUUCAACGCUGACCACCGAGCCAGUAAGAAUGGAGCGGCUUACUCGAAGUUCGAGCAAGUACCGGCUCGUCAUACCGAGCUCGAUGGGGCAGGGUGGUGGGCACGAGGUCUUCGAGUGGAGAUCAGAGCCUCACACACAGGAUAAGGUGGCUUUGCGCAAGUCAUUGGAAGGGGAUUGGAAGGGUUCGAGGAAUUGGAUGAGCACUUGGUCCCUCGUUCGCGUGGUCGGGGGCGAUUUGCCGGCAAGUGAGGUGGGAGAUGACGAGGAGUCAGCAGAGCAGGAGGAGGACGACGACGACGAUAAGGACGAAGCCACACUCGCUGACAGUGGAGACGCUAAAGUCAUCCCCACCGCCUCGGAGGACGAUCUGAAGAAGCCUCAGAACAUCAAGAUCGACGACGACGAAGAAGCAGACGAGGGCCCCCCGCACACUUCUUCUUCAGAAGACCUCCUCUCUUCCCUCCCCCUCUCCAGCAACGAGCAACUAAUCUGCACCUACGUCGCUCCAAGACGAUUCAGCAAAGCUUGGGCAUUCCAAAAGAAGAGGGGCAAGCUCGUCUGGCAUUCGGACGCAGUAAAAGCUUACGGUCUGGCGACGGGGGCCCAGGAAAAGGGGGAAUGGAAUGCACUGGUGGUCACGUCUCUGCUGGCUAUACUGCAGAAGAUGGAGCAGAUUAGACAGAACGCAGGUGCUGCUGCGGGGGCUAAUGCGGGGUCUGUGGCUGCUAUUUCGUGCUGA